AUGGCCAGCGACGAGUCUGGCUCCGAGCCGAUAAAGCGCGAUGUGCGCAACCAUAUGCUGUUCGAGAUCGCGACGGAGGUCGCCAAUCGCGUGGGAGGGAUCUAUUCCGUUCUCAAAUCCAAGGCGCCCGUCACCACCGCGGAGUAUGGCGAUAGAUACACUCUGAUCGGCCCCUUGAACCGAGCGUCGGCUGCCGUGGAGGUGGAGGAGCUGACCCCCUCCAAUCCCGCUAUCACGGAGACCAUCCGAUCCAUGAAGGAGCGCGGCAUUGACAUCAUCUAUGGGCGCUGGCUGAUUGAGGGUGCGCCUCGGGUGCUCCUGAUCGACACGGGCACGGGGUACGGAUACCUGGACGAGUGGAAGGGCGACCUGUGGAAUAUCUCGGCCAUUCCGUCGCCGGCGGCUGAUACGGAAACGAACGAAGCAAUCGUUUUUGGCUAUCUGGUCGCGUGGUUCCUGGGUGAAUUUAUCGCCCACGAACGCCGCCUGGCGGUGGUGGCUCAUUUCCACGAGUGGCUGGCUGGAGUGGCUCUGCCGCUGACCAAAAGGCGACACAUGGAUCUGACCACCAUCUUCACCACCCAUGCGACCCUACUCGGGCGCUAUCUCUGUGCGGGGUCGGUCGAUUUCUACAACAACCUCCAAAACUUCGACGUGGAUGCCGAGGCCGGCAAACGAGGCAUCUACCACCGGUACUGCAUUGAGCGAGCUGCAGCGCAUUCCGCUGACGUCUUCACGACCGUGUCGCACAUCACGGCGUUCGAGAGUGAGCACCUGCUCAAGCGCAAGCCGGACGGUGUCCUGCCGAACGGGCUGAAUGUCAAGAAAUUCUCCGCGGUCCACGAGUUCCAGAACCUGCAUCUGGAGUCUAAGGAGAAGAUCAAUGACUUUGUCCGCGGUCACUUUUAUGGGCAUAAUGAUUUUGAUCUCGAGAACACCCUCUACGUGUUCACGUCCGGUCGGUACGAGUUCCGCAAUAAAGGCGUGGACAUGUUCAUCGAGGGCAUGGCGCGGCUGAACCACCGCUUGAAGACCAGCGGAUCCAAGACCACCGUCGUGGCCUUUAUUAUCAUGCCCGCCCAGACGACUUCUCUGACGGUCGAGGCGCUCAAGGGCCAGGCCGUGGUGAAGUCGCUGCGUGACACGAUCGAGAUGAUCGAGAAGGGCAUUGGGCGGCGUGUCUACGAGCGGUGUCUGGCGUGGAAAGAAGGCGAUAACAUGCCCGAUGAGAAGGACCUGAUGGCCAGUCAGGACCGCGUCCUGCUGCGGCGGCGACUGUUCGCCAUGAAGCGACAUGGCCUACCCCCGAUCGUCACGCACAACAUGCUCAACGACUCCGAGGACCCGAUCCUGAACCAGAUCCGUCGGGUGCAGCUCUUCAACCACCCGUCCGACCGCGUCAAGAUCGUCUUCCACCCGGAAUUCCUCAAUUCCUCCAACCCCGUGCUGCCGCUGGACUACGACGACUUUGUCCGCGGGACGCACCUGGGUGUCUUCCCGUCCUACUACGAGCCGUGGGGGUACACCCCGGCCGAGUGCACCGUCAUGGGCGUCCCCAGCAUCACCACGAACCUGUCCGGGUUCGGAUGCUACAUGGAGGAGCUGAUCGAGAACUCCUCCGACUACGGCAUCUACAUCGUCGACCGCCGACUCAAGGGCGUGGACGACUCCGUCAACCAGCUGACGGAUUUCAUGUUCAACUUUGCGCAGAAGAGCCGACGCCAGCGCAUCAACCAGCGGAACCGCACCGAGCGGUUGAGUGAUCUACUGGACUGGAAGCGGAUGGGGCUGGAAUACGUCAAAGCCCGCCAGCUGGCUCUUCGCAGGGCCUACCCGUCGUCGUUUGGCAGUGAAGAAGACUACUUCAAUGUCAUCGGUGGGACCGAGCAGAAGAUCUCGCGGCCUCUGUCAGUGCCCGGAUCGCCCCGGGACCGCUCCGGCAUGAUGACCCCCGGGGAUUUUGCAUCGCUGCAGGAGGUCAAAGAAGGCCUGAGCACGGAGGAUUAUAUUGCCUGGCGAUUGCCGAAUAGCGAGGAAGAAGACCCCGAGGAGAACUUCUUCCCCCUCACCCUGCGCACCAAGAAGGCAUCGGACCGACCCUCGUCGCCGCUCGACCGGAUAUCAGUGAACGGAAGCCAGUGA
Molecule: messenger RNA, 2142 nt
Organism: Aspergillus campestris IBT 28561
Lineage: Eukaryota; Fungi; Ascomycota; Eurotiomycetes; Eurotiales; Aspergillaceae
Product: glycogen [starch] synthase
Exons: 4
Coding region: 1-2142 (713 amino acids)
Biological process (GO): glycogen biosynthetic process
Cellular component (GO): cytoplasm
Molecular function (GO): alpha-1,4-glucan glucosyltransferase (UDP-glucose donor) activity
Source: RefSeq, a predicted model, not a curated record